Molecule: messenger RNA, 1375 nt
Organism: Ficedula albicollis (Collared flycatcher)
Lineage: Eukaryota; Metazoa; Chordata; Aves; Passeriformes; Muscicapidae
Gene: SGCD
Product: sarcoglycan delta
Exons: 10
Coding region: 419-1285 (288 amino acids)
Biological process (GO): heart contraction; cardiac muscle tissue development
Cellular component (GO): sarcolemma; sarcoglycan complex
Source: RefSeq, a predicted model, not a curated record
AUUUUCAGAAUGACUGAGUGAUGUUUUAAGCUACUUCCCUGCAGGAUGCGGAGUCACUUAGAAAGACUCGGCGAGUGCCCACAGUUGGCGUCGUGCUCGGAGGAAGCGCAGCCUGGUAACGACAGCCCACGAGCCCGUGACACUGCCGUCCCUCCAUCGCUCCGAGCUGGCACCCCGUGGCAGCAAGAAAUCCAGCCUAGGGAUUUACACUCCCCGGUUGUGAGACACUGUUCAUCUUCUGCAGCUGAGGCUCUGAAAUACGGGAGGACACUGCAUCUUCCUCAGGGACACGGGCAGGGGAGAGCUGGAGCCUCUGGGGGGCUCGGGAAGGAAUUGUGGUUGGUGGUCGCCUGAGGAACUUCCCUGCACCCCAAUGUUGCUCUGAAACGAGUCGUGUCCAACAGUCAGGUUUGGUAAGAUGCCUCAGGAACAGUACCCGCACCGGAGCACCAUGCACACCUCGGAAGGACCCCAGGUAUACAAAGUGGGGAUUUAUGGCUGGAGGAAGAGGUGCCUCUAUUUCUUUGUGCUGCUCCUAAUGAUUUUAAUCCUGGUGAACCUUGCUAUGACCAUCUGGAUUCUGAAGGUUAUGAACUUCACAAUUGAUGGAAUGGGGAACCUGAGGAUCACAGAAAAGGGUCUGAAGCUUGAAGGAGAUUCAGAAUUCUUGAAACCUCUCUACGCCAAAGAAAUCCGAUCAAGACCAGGCAACCCACUGUACUUCCAGUCCGCCAGAAACGUCACCGUGAACAUCCUCAACGAGAAGACAAAAGUCCUCACUCGCCUGGUAACAGGUCCCCAAGCAGUGGAAGCACACAGCCAAAAAUUUGAGGUGAAAACCCUCUCUGGAAAACUGCUGUUUUCUGCAGAUGACAACGAAGUGGUGGUUGGAGCAGAGAGAUUGAGAGUUCUAGGAGCAGAAGGCACAGUGUUCCCUAAAUCUAUAGAAACUCCCAAUGUCAGGGCAGACCCCUUCAAGGAACUAAGGCUGGAGUCGCCCACGCGCGCGCUGGUGAUGGAGGCUCCCAAGGGCAUCGAGAUCAACGCCGAGGCCGGCAGCCUGAAGGCCACGUGCAGGACAGAGCUCAGGCUGGAAUCCAAAGACGGAGAGAUAACGUUGAAUUCUGCAAAAAUCAAACUACCUAACUUGCCUCAAGGAUCUUCCUCUUCUGCAGGGUCCAGGCAAAAAAUCUACGAGCUCUGUGUGUGUCCCAACGGGCGGCUGUUCCUGUCGCAGGCGGGCAGCAGCUCCACCUGCCAGAUCAACACCAGCGUCUGCCUCUGAGGGACAGCUGCAGCGCGGCGUGGCAGGCAGCACAAAAGCCAGUUCUGGUCUCACAGAUCCAGCUGCCAACUAUUUUUACUAGAACACAGA